Molecule: messenger RNA, 726 nt
Organism: Nomia melanderi (Alkali bee)
Lineage: Eukaryota; Metazoa; Arthropoda; Insecta; Hymenoptera; Halictidae
Product: V-type proton ATPase subunit e 2
Biological process (GO): proton transmembrane transport
Cellular component (GO): plasma membrane proton-transporting V-type ATPase complex; proton-transporting V-type ATPase, V0 domain
Molecular function (GO): proton-transporting ATPase activity, rotational mechanism
Source: RefSeq, a predicted model, not a curated record
UAUCGAAGUGAAUCGAAACCUCCCUUCACGUGACUCGUACUUGUGUCAGUUAAGUCACCUGUUUUGUGGGUUUUCUCCUUUGAUAAAAACAUCGGAAAUAAGAAAGAAUUUUAUUAACAAAAAAGAAUGGCAGCAUCUUUGUUACCAGUAUUAUUUUGUACAGCAAUCUGGGCCGUAGUAGGAAUAGUGUUACCCAUUUUCGUCCCGAAAGGUGUUAACCGAGGAAUUCUUCAGGUUAUCCUUAUGCUGACAGCUUUCACGUGCUGGUUAUUCUGGUUAUGUUGCUACAUGGCACAAAUGAACCCACUUAUCGGACCAAAGUUAUCUAACACCACUAUUCUUGUGAUGGCUCGUGAAUGGAGCAACAAACAGUUGCAGACGGAAGAGGCAGCAAUGUAGGAAUAAUAUUCAAAGGAGAAUACUUGACGUAAAUAUAAUGCCUGAAGUUAAAGUUUAUGAAACUUAAUUGUAAAUCAAAUCGUAUUAUUGGAAUGAAAAUUAGGCAUUUAGGUACUUGUGAAUAUUGUAAACUCUUCUUUAGACAUUAACAUUCCAAAAUGAACGAGAAAUUCUUACAGUGGCUACAUGUUUUAAUUAUACCUAUAAGUAUUUAUUUAGUAAUGCUGGUGUGUUGAACAAGUAUGUAACAGUUUGUAUUGUGAACCAUACGUAAUGUACCUAAAGACAACUGGAACAAUAAUAAAGACGCGUAACGCUUAAUUGAUA